Lucilia cuprina (Australian sheep blowfly) is the source of this 1641-nucleotide messenger RNA. It is a transcript of the gene DopEcR, whose product is annotated as G-protein coupled receptor 52. Gene Ontology annotation, cellular component: membrane. NCBI's taxonomy places the organism in Eukaryota, Metazoa, Arthropoda, Insecta, Diptera, Calliphoridae. The record is from RefSeq and is a predicted model, not a curated record. Gene Ontology annotation, molecular function: G protein-coupled receptor activity; peptide binding. Gene Ontology annotation, biological process: G protein-coupled receptor signaling pathway. Bases 16 to 984 code for a protein of 322 amino acids. The transcript is spliced from 3 exons.
ACAGAUAUUACAAAAAUGCAGGAAAUGAAUUACCUGCAAGAUAAUUCCAAAGUGGAGGCACUUACCAAAGCUGUUCUCAUCUCCAUAUUAGGUGUAGCUAUUGUACUCUCGAAUCUUUUAAUAAUCGCCACAUAUGCCAAUUUCAAAGGUCCCACAGAAGUUAUCAACUAUUAUUUGUUAUCAUUAGCGGUAGCCGAUUUACUUUGUGGACUUUUGGUGGUACCCUUUUCAGUGUAUCCGGCAUUAACAGGAGAAUGGUUGCACGAGGAAUUGUUGUGCCGUUUUACCGGUUAUUUAGAGGUAACUCUGUGGGCGGUAUCAGUUUAUACGUUUAUGUGGAUAUCGGUUGAUCGUUAUCUGGCGGUACGUAAGCCUUUACGCUACGAAACGGUACAAACGAAAACAAGAUGUCAAUGUUGGAUGGCAUUUACAUGGAUCUCAGCAGCCCUACUCUGCAGUCCACCUAUACUCGGUUAUACGGCACCGAUUAAAAAUCAUGUGGCACACAUUUGUAUGCUCGAUUGGGGUAAUAUGGCGGCGUAUAGUAUAACGUUAGCAAUAUUAGUUUUAGGUCCUAGUGUUAUAUCUAUUGUUCAUAAUUAUACAUACAUUUUCAUUAUGAUGCGUAAAAUUAAAUCGGGUGAACCGAUUCAUGAUAAAGAGUAUGCUACUGCAUUAGCUGAAAAUUUAUCGAAUCCAAGUCAUAUGAUGUCAUUCGCAUUAGUGUUUGCAUUCUGGAUGUCAUGGUUACCAUGGAUUUCGUUACGUCUGUACGAACUGGUAACCGGUGAUGUUAUACAAAGUACUCUCAUUAAUUUUGGCGUAGUUUGGAUUGGUGUUUUAAACUCAUUUUGGAAAAUAAUCAUAAUGACGACAAUGUCACCACAAUUUCGUAUCGCACUCAGAGUAUUUUGCUUAACAAUAUGCUGUAAGACUAAGGGCCGUUUGCAAGCCGAACUAAUCGGGUUAGACCCAGAUGACUAGAGUCGUUAGAUUUUCUUAUUGGCUUGAAUUGUAAUUGAAAAAGACAUUGAUAUUGAUUUAAUUCUCAACAUUGUUGUUCUUCAUCUUCAAAAACACAUACAAGAGAAUAAAAGCUAAAAGAGAAAAAAUAAAUCACUCAAAACCCUAAAAUUUUGGAGAAAAAAAAGAAAGAAAUUUUAGGCAUUAAAAUGAUUUGAAAACACUUUAAACAUCUCCCCUAACACACACUAUAACACUGUCCCAUAAACACUCACACACACCCACACACAUUUAAAACUAUUCCAUAAAUUUUAUAAAAUAUUUUAUUAAUAAAAUAUUAUUAUUAUAUAUUAUAAACUAAAGCUAAUUGGUUGUAAUUUAAAAAAAUCUAAUUAUUAAGUAGUUUUUAAGCCAGAAAAAAACCAUUAAACGCCAUUUUGUCUUUAAAGUCUUAAGGCGUGUUCUGUAAUUAAGUCUUAGUUCUUAAGCCUUCAAUUAUGUAAAAUUUCAUUCCAAUUUAAGUAAAAUAGACAAAACGUAUUUUUGAUAAGUAGUUUUAAAACAAAUUUUAAGAGCUUAAAUUGUGGUUAAAAACUUUGUUUAGAAUUCCAAAAAAAAAGUAAAAAAACUAUUGUUGAUUUUCAAAUAGAAAUUGUUAAAACAAAAAGAAAUUAAUAU